Pseudovirgaria hyperparasitica is the source of this 921-nucleotide messenger RNA. RefSeq lists its product as uncharacterized. Lineage: Eukaryota; Fungi; Ascomycota; Dothideomycetes; Acrospermales; Acrospermaceae. The transcript has 4 exons. Gene Ontology annotation, molecular function: GTPase activity; GTP binding. The record is from RefSeq and is a predicted model, not a curated record. Gene Ontology annotation, biological process: small GTPase-mediated signal transduction. Bases 124 to 723 code for a protein of 199 amino acids.
CACAGCAGCAGGAUAUACCACACUUGCCAGGCUACGUGAACCACCAGGUUCUUACGUCAGUCAAGAGAAGCGACCGUUUGACCGUCGUGCAGUUCUUGGGUAUUCACAGUCACGUCUUACAAAAUGGCACAAGCAGGCGAAACUGUAAUGCGAAGGAAAUUGGUGAUAAUCGGCGAUGGGGCUUGUGGCAAAACCAGUUUGCUCAGCGUAUUCACCUUGGGCUAUUUUCCUACUCGCUAUGUACCAACCGUGUUCGAAAACUAUGUCACGGAUUGUAGAGUGGACGGGAAGUCUGUCCAGCUGGCUUUGUGGGAUACUGCUGGACAGGAAGACUAUGAGCGACUGCGGCCGCUGGCCUACUCCAAAGCCCACGUAAUUCUCAUUGGCUUUUCUGUUGACUCGCCAGACUCUCUGGAAAACGUCAAAGCCAAGUGGGCGGAAGAAGCACGUGAAAGAUGUCCCGGGGUCCCCAUAAUUCUAGUUGGACUGAAGAAGGAUUUACGCGAUGAUCCUCUUGCACAGGAAGAGAUGCGUAAGAAAAGUCUUCGCUUUACUACCACGAAAGCGGGAAAUGAUACGAAGGACCUUAUCGGGGCACGCAAGUAUCUCGAAUGCUCUUCGCUUACCGGGGACGGGGUAGACGACGUAUUUGAAGCCGCCACUCGUGCUGCACUUCUGUCUGUCGACAAGAGCGAAAGUAACGGCUGCUGUACGGUCUUAUGAGUAUUGUGUUGUGGUUUUCGUCUUGCAUGACUUGGUGUUAGGGGUGGUUUGGUUGGCUUCCAACGGCGCUCUGCUUUGCGGCGCACUUGCAUGGCUGCAAUGGGUUCCCAAAAGCUUUCAUUUAUCACGGGGCUAGGGAAAGAAUUGCACAAGAUAAUCGAAGCGGUAAGCGAGCGAUCCCGGAUUUUCGGUAAUUAC